AUGUCUACAUUUAAUGCUGAAACCGCUGAUAACUUAGAAGAUAUUGAGAAGCAAUUUGCUGUCGCUGCAGUUGAACAAGCUGAAACUUACUGGUCUUUGCUUUCUAAAGUUCCAGGUUCCAAAUUGCGUUUGACCCCCAUCGAUGAUAAAAUUUACAAUACUUUUAUUGAACAUUUCCCAGAAUACAAAGAUGUUGAAAAAAUCAAAUCAUUCAAGGAAGAAGAUUUAAAAUCUAAAGCUGCAAAGGAUAAAUGGAGAAAGUUUUGUGAAUUAUUUGAAGAAGAAGUUGAAGAUUAUAACUUCGGUACUCUUCUGAGAACUGACUCCAGUGAAGAAUAUGGCCAAUUUACUACUAUCUUUGCUGUUAGAAUUCAAUUUUAUGCCUUUGAAAUUGCCAGAAAUAAGUUUGGUUUAAAUGACUGGGCUGCUGCCAAAAAAUAG
This is a messenger RNA of Henningerozyma blattae CBS 6284, 441 nucleotides long. RefSeq names its product ribosome-associated Tef1p biogenesis chaperone CHP1 (gene CHP1). The record is from RefSeq and is a predicted model, not a curated record. The transcript has a single exon. The coding region runs from base 1 to 441 and encodes 146 amino acids. NCBI's taxonomy places the organism in Eukaryota, Fungi, Ascomycota, Saccharomycetes, Saccharomycetales, Saccharomycetaceae. Gene Ontology annotation, cellular component: cytoplasm.